AUGGACGUAGCCAGCUCCUUAGCGGUGGUGCAAGCAGUAAAGGGCGCUUUGGUGGUUCUAGCGGCACUGGGACUCACCGCUUAUAAGUGGUCGACCGACACAGUUGUCACAGAUGAUGCGGUGUACGACUACAUCGUGGUAGGGGCGGGGACUGCAGGUAGCAUCGUCGCCAACCGUCUCACUGAGAACCCAGAUGUCCAUGUGUUGCUAGUGGAAUCCGGUGGAGAUCCGCCCUUUGAAACCGAAGUGCCCGGCAUGUUCCCGUUCCUGACUAAAUCAGCUAUUGAUUGGAACUACGUUUCAGAGGACGAUGGUUACUCCGCACAGUACCACAGAAAUGGCUACCUUGAUUUACCUUCCGGCAAAGUUUAUGGAGGGAGCAGUUCCAUUCACCACUUCUAUUACGUGAGGGGACAUGCUAAUGACUAUAAAGCAUGGGUCGACGCGGCAGCUGACGAUUCGUGGUCUUGGGAAAAUCUAAUUCCAUAUUUUAAAAAGAGCGAAUGUCUAGUAGACCAGGAUAUCCUCAAUUCUCCUACUGGACAAUAUCACGGGACUAAUGGAUAUACGGUUAUAACAAGGGAGCUCAGGGAAAUAUCGCUGAAAUAUCUUGAAGCUUUUCAGGAAGUUGGAAACAAAGUCGUCGACGACAUAAAUACUGGGUACACCUUAGGAUUUACAAGGCCCAUGGUUUUUAUAGGUAACGGAAUUCGGCAGAGUAGUGCAGAGUCCUUUCUUUUACCUAUAAAGCAUCGAUUAAACUUGCAUUUAACGAAAGAAACAACUGUAGAUAAAAUUCUAUUUGACAACAAGAAAAAUGCUAUGGGCGUCCAAGUUUCAAGAAAUGGUAAAACUUUUAAUAUCUAUGCCCGCAAAGAAGUAAUCGUAUCAGCAGGUGCGUUCAACUCACCAAAACUAUUAAUGCUGUCUGGUGUCGGGCCAAAAGCUCAUCUCGAAAGUAUGGGAAUCGAAAUAGUUGCUGACUUGCCUGUAGGUGAAAGUAUGGAGGAUCACCUUGCCGUCGUAUUAGCUCAUAAAUUGAAGAAAACGGACGAAACUCCCAAACCCGAAAACCCAUCCGACUUUCCCAUUCCAACAUUUAUUGGUUUAGAUGCUUUGGACACAGAUCAGGGCUAUCCAGAUUAUCUCACACUGAAUUUGAUAUGCAGAAAUAAUCCUACAAAUUUACUGUUACUUUGUGCAACAGUUUUUGGUCUCCACAAUGACGUUUGUGAACAACUAGCUAAGGCUGGUCAAGGUAGAGAAAUCCUAGUCACGGUGUUAAAUGUAGCACGUCCAAUAUCACGAGGAAAGGUUUUGUUGCGUAGUAAGGAUCCUAAAGAUCCUCCAAGAAUUUACACAGGCUUUUUAUCAAAUAGCACUGACUUGGAGAAUAAUGCAGCGUACAUUGAAAAGUUUAUUAAAGUGACAGAUUCCAGUUAUUUCCGCAAUAUUGGCGGUGAGACAUUGCACUUCGAUUUGCCGAACUGCAAAGGUUUGGAAAAGAACACGCGGGAUUAUUGGAAAUGCUAUGUUUUGAACAUGAUGGACACAACUUUCCACUAUAGUAGCACCUGCCGCAUGGGUUCAGUAUUGGAUGGUGAACUGAAGGUACUAGGAGUGAAUAAGUUGAGAGUUGUCGAUGCUAGCUCAAUGCCGAAUACAGUUAGUGCGAAUAUAAACGCCGCAGUCAUGGUACUGGCUGAAAAAGCUGCUGAUUUGAUAAAAAAAGAAUCUGACCAAUAUAAUGUUGGUCAUUGCGUAACAUAG
This is a messenger RNA of Pararge aegeria (speckled wood butterfly), 1770 nucleotides long. Its product is annotated as glucose dehydrogenase [FAD, quinone]-like. Gene Ontology annotation, molecular function: ecdysone oxidase activity; flavin adenine dinucleotide binding. Lineage: Eukaryota; Metazoa; Arthropoda; Insecta; Lepidoptera; Nymphalidae. The record is from RefSeq and is a predicted model, not a curated record. The transcript has 3 exons. The coding region runs from base 1 to 1770 and encodes 589 amino acids.